Molecule: messenger RNA, 2804 nt
Organism: Diorhabda carinulata
Lineage: Eukaryota; Metazoa; Arthropoda; Insecta; Coleoptera; Chrysomelidae
Exons: 13
Coding region: 215-2644 (809 amino acids)
Biological process (GO): spermatogenesis
Source: RefSeq, a predicted model, not a curated record
AUAUUUCGGAAUUCACCAAUCAACGAAAAUCGAUUAGUAGAUUCUCAUUAAUCGAAGUUUACGAUUAUACGUGUGUCUAUUGUAUUUGGUGGAGUAGUUUUGUUUUUCCUUAUAUUUUAGGAUUUUUACAGAAAUAUAAAGGUUUUUAUUUGCUAGAAUUAUUUCAAUUUAAUGAUAAAAGGCUGUAUGUGAAAACAACACUUCAAUUUCUAAUAUGGAUAGAUUGAAAUCAAAGCUGAGUAAAAUUUUGCACACAGUAGAUUUUAUAGCAGAUGAAAAACUAAGUAUAGAGGAAAAUCUAAAUCAGAUUCUUAAUCAGGUAUUUGCUAAAGCUAAUCAUUUGAAAGGAAAUAGGGAAAAUCUUAAACACAGGCAUGUUUCUCAUGUUCAAAGAUACAUUCUACAAGUUUAUCAACAAUUUUGUGAAAUAAAUUCAAUUUUAGAUGUACUAUUAGAAGAAAACAUUGUUAAGACGCUAGAUGUUUCACCUGUAAAUAAUGAUCUAGAUUCUAGCAAAAAAACUCCAACAGAACUUUUAUCUUUUGGCCAAGAACUAGCUGAAACUCACGAAACUGAACUAGAAGAUAAAAAUUAUGAAAAACAAAACUUGAAACAAUCUUCAUAUGAUUUUAGGCAAACAUUUUUAAAUAAACAAAAUCUGUCUAAUAUAAAAGACUUCUAUGAAAAAGCUUCCACUUGCUUCCAGACUGUUACAACCAAAAGUAUUCCAAUGCCUGGCAGCUCUUUUUCACAUACAAAUCAAUGUCUUCAAAGAGAUUUUGAAGUUCCAGAAAAAGACUCCAAUACUGAAUUCAAACAGUUGAAGGAGGUAGAUAGUGAACAUGAGCUGAUAGAACAUAUAGAAAAUAAAGAACAGUUGACUGAUUCAAUUUUAUCACGUUCCAUUAUAGAUAAUAAGAUAGAUACAAGUAUUGAAAAUGAGUGCAAAAACUUGCAUAAUUACACAGCUUUAGAUAAAUUGAAUAAUUUCAAAUCAAAAGUAGAUGAAAAUCCUGGACUUUUUGAAUUAUCGGAAGAUUUCACUUUAAAACCAUCAGGAUCAGGGACAACAAUACAUAAUUUCAUUCCACGUGCCCAAGAUAAUGUCAUAAAAGAUAGUAAGAAACAGAAGAAUAUUAAAUAUGAAAUCAAAUUUAAAGAAACACCUAAAGUUGGUGAAUAUUGUAUUGUUAGUCACAUAGAAUCACCGGAUGAGUUUUAUAUACAUGUUGAUAUAAUGUCAGUAGAGAAAAUUGCCACAGAUGUAAAUAAUUAUUGUCAGCAAGUUGAGACAGUCAAUUAUGCUUCAAAACAAGAAGCUCUAGCUAAAGUUGGGAGGUUUUGUUUAGCACUUAUCGAAAAUGAAUCUUGGUAUCGUGUUGAAAUUUUAAAAAUUGAAGAAAAUGAAGAUGUUUUGGUACGUUUAGUAGAUUAUGGAAACAAGGAAUUGGUGUCUUACAAAAAUUUACUUAAUCUAACUGAAGAAUUGAGCUCUGUUCCUAUGCUAGCCAUUUGGUGUCAUUUUCCUUUGCUAUAUCCUCCCGGUUCAACACGUUUACAUAAGUUAACAUCUUGGCCUAUAACAUCCAUUGAAGCUAUGAACAGUUUUUGUGAAGGCAUUUGUUUUACAAUAGUGUAUGCCUCCAGGGAAAGCAAUAAUUCAGUAGCUAUUGAUUUCUCAUGUGAAGAUAUUGAAGAUACCAUAGGACAGUUGCUGAUGGAUGGCAACUAUGCUGUUCAGAUAGUAGAAGGUUAUUUAGAUAACGAAAAUGAUGUUGAAUUGGACAGAUUUCUACACGAUAUAGACACUGUAGAACCUGAUAAUAUAAAUGAAGCUGUACUUGGAUAUGAUCCAAGAGAUGAGGCUAGAAUAUGUAGAUUCACAAAACCCGAUGGAACUUGUUAUAAAGGAAAACACUGUAAAUUAGAACAUUUUUUUUUACCACAAGAUGGUUUUACAACAGACAAAGAAAAUAUAUUUUCUGAAGCUAUGUAUUCGUUGAUAUUACCUCCAAUUAAUUCUACAAUCAUGAUUCUUAUCACAAGUUAUAUUGAUACAUGUAGAUUCUAUGGACAAAUUAUUAACAACCCUCAUAAAAAAGGGAAAUACUCUCUAGACUAUAACAUGAACUUGUUGCUAAAAGAAAUGAAUUCUCCUCAAAUUAUUAAGACUUAUGAAUCUUAUAAGAUAGCACCGGCUAUUGGAGAAAUUGUUAUAGUUAAAUGUAAAAAAUGGUUACGUGCAAUUGUACGAGAGAUAAGAAUAGAUGAAACUGGGGUUGCAGCAGAAGUAAAGUUAUUCAUAGUGGAUACAGGCGACAAUAUUACAGCUUCCAUUGAGUCAGUAAGGAAAAUAAAACCACAUUUUCUACAGCUACCUUUCCAAGUGGUUGAAUUCUACAUUUAUAACUACCAAAUGUCAAAAAACAGCUCAGCUCAUGAUGCCAGAAAAUUCUUCAAUGAAAAUUUGUAUUUGCACAACUUUCUUGCCACAACAAAGUCCUCGAAUGCCCCUUUAAAAGUAGAGCUUAAGAAUCUCAAUGGAAGGAUGGUAAUUGGAUCAACAUUAGAGAAAGAGGGUUAUGCUGAGAGAAGAACAAUAGAUAUCCAUGUUUCAGAAACGUGUAAUUUAGAUUUAGGUUGAGUCUAAUUACUGCCAAUUUGUGAUGUAUUUUAUUAUUAAUUAUUAAAACGACCAAAAAGUAAUAGAAUUGAAUAAAAUGUAUAUUUAAAUAAAUUGUGAGCAUUUUUACUUGUUGAUAUAUUUAUAUUUAGAGUGAAUAAACGUUACAUUAUAACCUCAA